UUGAUUGACUGCAUUUUGAUACACCAACAUUAUGCAGGACCCUGCGAUGUGACUAUUGCGCACAUUGAGAUUCCGAUGACGAUGCUCAAACCAUAUAUUUUGCAGCCCUAGUGCAAUGUCUAACACUGACCAGCGGAGGGCAGCGUUCUCUGCCUUACGAGGGCAGGGACAAAGAAACGGACGGAUAGAAAAUCGUGGCCAAUUAGAACUUAAAAUGCCCCUUUGUAGCUAACAAAGUCCGUUAGUUCCAGAAUUGGCCACAGUUAUUUACUGGUGCAAUCAACAGACGUAUCUCCGGGUUUUGCCGGUGCUGUCACAGAUAUGAAAACUAGAUCCGGCUGACCGAUGUGCCUAUGUGGCGGCCAUGUUGGCUGGGGCGACCUUCCUGUCAAAGGCAAUGCAUUAGCUCAAGAGGGACGUGUCUUAACUACAUAUUCACAUCUCUGUUCAUUGUAUACUUGAGCGCUCGUCGUGUAAACGUCUCUUGAACAUUUUAGAUUGAUUUUGGUACAGUAUGCAGUCGUUUUUUGUUAAGCCCUUCCCUACGGCAUCCAAUCGAAACGAAGGUGGCAAAAGGGAAUUUGCUAACCUUGCGGCUCAUGAAAGCGACCUUCGACUUGCCCCCGCAACAAUUUUCUCCUACCAGCUGCAUGCCAUUAUCACCCCAGUUAAGUUUGGAGAAACUUGAAAACUUUUAAAAUAUUUCAAGCUUUUUUUAUAUGCAUUUACAACCGUUUUGAACUGUACUGGGUGCUUUUAGGCCACGAAUGAGGUACAUCGACCUAAAAUCUAACGCGAUCAUUAAUCACAAUCAUAUACUCGCCCAGGCCUAGCCAUGACAAAUCCAAAUAUCAACUCAACUCUCUUCCGUUCAAUGCGUUUGGCACGUACGAUGACGGUCUCCCUUCUCCCUUAACUGCCCGUCGUCUGUGUGUGUGUGUGUGUGUGUGUGUGUGUGUGUGUGUGUGUGUGUGUGUGUGUACAUUGUGUGCGAUUAUGUUCCGGCCCAGCAGCUUGAAGAAUGAAAGGAAUGUUGCCGUCACAAUGACCGUGUUGUUGUUUUACAGGAAAAACAAGUUUAGGAGCAAAGUUUGGCUUUAUUUGGUGCCUAGUGGUCAGCACACCCGGCUCACAGUUCUGGCCUCGAAUCUGGGCUCAGGCUUCCAGUGUGGCGUUUGCAUUUUGGCUUUUUAUCACAUAUUCCAAAAACACGCUGGAAGCUUAGCUUCACUGAAGACUUAAGAUUGUCAGUUAAUGUUGACUACAUGGUGGACAACCAGUCCAUUGUUGGAUGGGUGUAGAUUUUGGUGUCGGUGAUGCUUGCCGGCAUACAUUUCAGUCAUUGAGUGACGUUUCUCCAGUGGUACACUAGUGGUCUUAAGUGGUGGAGGCUUAUGGGUUGGCUGGCUCCUGUUGCAGAGCCUUUGAGUGACAUUGUAAACUCCUCUUCAUCAUCUACUUUUAAUUUGUACGUGUAACAAAGUCUAUUGCUUAUAUUUCAAAAGCAUACUCUGUACUUGAUCUGAUUAAUCCUGAGCUACAUCGGGCAGUACGUUGCUAGCUGUCAGAUCACGUGAUCUUCACGCUGGUCCGUCUGCAGCCAAGGUGAUGAAGGAGAUUACUUGGAGGGAUCUGCUGCCGAGCAUCUGCGUGUUUUCGUGCAGAGCGUGGCAGCAUGCCGGGCUGGCCGGGGACGCUCAUCCACGGCAGCUGCUCCGAGGCGCCGACGCUGCUCGGCCCGACACUCCGGAACACCGGCGGUGCAGAGGUGUUUGAGGGUGCUGGGUGGUCCCAGGGUCAUGCUUGGACCAAGAAAGACGUGGGACCUCGGCCACGCCCCCUGUCUGCAGGACCUCUGGAAGAACGACUUCUCAUUGGACGCAAGCUCUGUGGACUUCCUGAUGAGUGAAUGUGAGGAUGAGGCCUCCUUCCUGUCGCUGCCAAGCCCCGCCUUCUCUCAGCGCCCCCUGCUGAGCGCCGAGCAGAGCCAAUCAAACGUGCCCAUGCAGCAGCAGCAGCAGCAGCUCAUCCAGACACUCCAGGACAAAGUGCGCCACCUUCAGGCUCGCCUGGACGAAGAAGAUGCCGCGCGCCAGCGUCUGUUACGGCAACAACACGCCACCGCGGGGGGGCGGCCGAGAGAGGAACGCGUGGCGGCGUCUGGUGGUGUGGACAAGGAGCAGCUGAGCAGGCGAUUGCACUCGCAGACACACAGACAGUGUGUUUGUGAAGUGAAUGAUGUGUGCGUGCAGGUGGAGGAACUGGAGAAGAAGCUUGUGGAGCAAACGCAGGAAGUGGAGAGACUUCGUUCAGGACUGGGGGCGACGGACUUGGAGAAGCAUCUGGCGCUUCUGGAGGCGGAGAACAAGAGUCUGAAACGACAGCUGACCUCCAGCUGGGCCUCUGAGGGCGCCUGCGGCUGCACUCAGUUGGCGUGUCGCCAGGAGGUGGAGGCUCUGCGGAGGGAGCUGAUUGGCUGGGAGAAGCGCGGCCGGCAGACGCAGCGCCACCUGGCGGACGUAGAGAGGCAGCUGCUGGACAAAACUGUUCAGGUGGACGCAUUGCAGCGACGACUGGACCGCGCCGUGGCCGUGGAAGUGGGACUUCCUGAGCACGACCUUGUGGUCCACUUGCGCGACGAAUCGGCGCCGCUGCAGGCUGCGGAGGAGGCGGAGUCUGGCGACUGCGCGUCUUCGCUGCGUGUGCAAAACGCUUUGCUGCAGGAGCAAAUUUGUGUUCAGCGCCACCUGCUGGGAGAGCUCGAGGCGCAAGUGCAGCAGUCACAGAGGGCGUGCGCUCAGCUCCGGACGCAGGUGGCGGUGUACGACGGUGAGAUGACGCGCGCUCACAAGCAGCUGGACGCCGAGCUGCUGCAGCUGAAGGAGGAGAAGGAGCGCGUCGUCCACGAGGCGUUCCUCAGGGCCGAGAGCCAAAUGAAGGCCGUGCACGACAACCUGGCAGGAGUGCGCACGAAGCUUCUCGGUCUUCAUCCUGCCUUGAGGACGCUCACCAGUGACUACAACACGCUCAAGAAGCAAGUGCACCACUUCCCCAGCAUGCUGCAGAACGCCAUCGAUGACGCCAAGCACGAGAUCUGUCAGGUGAUCAGCGAGGUGAGCCUGACCAACCAGAAGCUUGUCGACAAAUACAAACGCGAGAUGAACCUGAGGAAGAAGAUCCACAACCAGCUGGUCCAGCUCAAAGGAAACAUCCGAGUGUUGUGCCGCGUUCGUCCCGUCGACGGCGGUCAGGAGGAGAGCAUGUUGACCUUUGACCCGGACGACGACGGCGUCCUCUACCUCAGCAACAAGGGCAAGGUCGUGACCUUUGCCCUGGACAAAGUCUUCCCCCCUCAGGCCACCCAGGAAGAGGUGUUCGCCGAGGUGGAGUCGCUGGUGACGUCCUGCGUCGAUGGCUUCAACGUUUGCAUCUUCGCGUACGGACAGACGGGCUCGGGAAAGACCUACACCAUGGAGGGCGUGCCGUCGGACCCAGGCCUGAACCAGCGAGCGCUGCGCCUCCUUUUCUCGCGAGUGACAGACAAAAGUCCCGAGUGGGAAUUCCACAUCUGCGUCAGCAUGCUGGAGAUUUACAACGAGACGCUAAGGGACCUUCUCGGCGACAAGCAGGCGGACAAACUGGACAUCAAGAUGAAUCCCGACGGGAGCGGGCAACUUUACGUGCCAGGACUGACGCGCGUCGCCGUGCGCACGGUUGACGAUGUCAACGAGGUUCUGGAGGCGGGCCGAGCGAGCCGAGCGACGGCGUGCACCAACCUCAACGAGCGGAGUUCUCGCUCUCACGCUCUGCUCGUCGUCAGCGUGGCGGGACUCAACGACACCACGGGAAGUCGCACGCAAGGUAAGCUGAACCUGGUGGACCUGGCCGGUUCCGAGCGGCUCCGUAAAUCAGGUGCCGAGGGCGGGCGUCUGCGCGAGGCUCAGCACAUCAACAAAUCUUUGUCGGCGCUGGGUGACGUCAUCAACGCGCUGCGAUGCAAACACGCUCACGUUCCCUUCAGGAACUCUCGCUUGACUUUCCUGCUGCAGGACAGCCUGCAAGGGGACAGCAAGACGCUCAUGAUGGUGCAGGUGUCCCCCGUGCUGGGGAACGUGAGUGAGUCGUUGUGCUCUCUGAAGUUCGCUCAGCGUGUUCGCAGCGUGGAGCUCAACACAUCAAGCUCCGCCUCAAGGAGGACAGGCGAGCGCUCCGCUUCAUCCUCGCCGACGCAAGAAAGCCUCGAGGUCAACUCCGAUUAUUUUCUCGAAGUCGACUCCGAUUAUUUAAAGGACGUUUCGCGAGGAAAGGAAGUCUACGUCUUAGGAAAUGCUGCUGUGCCACCUUUGCACUACAGUUUUGCGAAAAGGAAGAGCGCCUGUAGAAAUAUUUCGUUACCCGCGCGAAAAUUCCGGUCCGGCCCACUUGAGGUCAAAUUGGGGCGAAUGGGGCCCCUUGAACUCAAAUGAGUCAGACAGCCCUGCUUUAUACUGUGAGAAUCGAUCAAAAGGGGCGGCCUGGACUGUAUUGCUUCAGUAACCCGUGUGUGCGUGUGUCAAAAGAAGAACUCCUUGUAAAUUGGGUCUUUUGUGCAGAUGGACUCGCCCCCCCUGACCCCAGGACCCCUCCCCUUAUCUCGGAGCAGCAGUGCGGGCUCCUCUCUGAACUCUGCCUCGAGAACUCCCAGCAGCUCUCGACGGAAAUCCAACUCUCAACUUUCCGCGG
Messenger RNA from Phyllopteryx taeniolatus (common seadragon), 4722 nucleotides. RefSeq names its product kinesin family member C3 (gene kifc3). NCBI's taxonomy places the organism in Eukaryota, Metazoa, Chordata, Actinopteri, Syngnathiformes, Syngnathidae. The transcript has 19 exons. Gene Ontology annotation, biological process: microtubule-based movement. Gene Ontology annotation, molecular function: ATP binding; microtubule motor activity; microtubule binding. The record is from RefSeq and is a predicted model, not a curated record. The coding region runs from base 1800 to 4466 and encodes 888 amino acids.